AUGGCUGCCUGUGUCGACAAGUGGCACCCCACGCACGCCGGCCGCCUCUCCGGCGCCAUCUACCGCUUCUUGCCGGACGGCGCCACGGACCGCGCGGUGGUCACCACCGCGCCGGCGUCCGCGAGCGGCGGCGGCGACGACGUCUGGGACGAGCUGCGCGCGGAGGCGCAGGCCGACGCGGACGCCGAGCCUCUGCUCCGCAAGUUCUAUGGCGACCUCGUGCUGUCGCGCCAGUCGCUGGAGGCCGCCCUCGCGGCGCACCUGUCGGCCAAGCUCUGCGUCCCCGGCGUGCUGCCGCAAGACGCGCUGCGGGACCUCCUGGCGGCCGCGCUGGCCGCGCACCCUGACGCCGGCCGCGCUGCGCGCGCCGACCUCCGUGCGGCGCGCGACCGCGACGCGGCCUGCGAACGGAUGGUGCACUGCUUCCUCUACUACAAGGGCUUCCUCGCCCUGCAGGCGCACCGCGCCGCGCACGGGCUCUGGUCCGAGGGCCGGUCCGCCGCGGCGCUCCUCCUCCAGAACCGCGCGUCCGAGGUGUUCGGCGUCGACAUCCACCCGGGCGCGCGCAUUGGCUCGGGCAUCCUGUUCGACCACGCCACGGCGAUCGUCAUCGGCGAGACGGCCGUCGUCGGGAACGACGUCUCCAUCCUGCACGGCGUCACACUCGGCGGCACGGGGAAGGAGUCCGGCGACCGGCACCCCAAGGUCGGGGACGGGGUGCUGAUCGGCGCCGGCGCCAGCGUGCUCGGCAAUGUGCGGAUUGGAGCCGGGGCGAAGAUCGGAGCUGGGGCGGUCGUGCUGCGGGACGUGCCGGAGGGAACCACGGCCGUCGGGAACCCCGCAAAGGCGGUCGGGAAGAAGGCGGCGCCGCAGCGGCGGCGGCCGGAAGAGCAGCCCGGGGUGACCAUGGAGCAAGGGUCGUCGGACUACGUGAUUUGA
Miscanthus lutarioriparius is the source of this 939-nucleotide messenger RNA. NCBI's taxonomy places the organism in Eukaryota, Viridiplantae, Streptophyta, Magnoliopsida, Poales, Poaceae. The record is from the annotation of a GenBank genome assembly.